This is a messenger RNA of Perkinsus marinus ATCC 50983, 693 nucleotides long. RefSeq names its product mu1 adaptin, putative. The transcript is spliced from 8 exons. The record is from RefSeq and is a predicted model, not a curated record. Gene Ontology annotation, biological process: intracellular protein transport; vesicle-mediated transport. Lineage: Eukaryota; Perkinsozoa; Perkinsida; Perkinsidae. Gene Ontology annotation, cellular component: cytoplasmic vesicle; clathrin adaptor complex. Bases 1 to 693 code for a protein of 230 amino acids.
AUGAAGGCGCCGCCCUCAGCAGCGACAAGUGCAGUUAGUUGGAGGCCUGAGGGCAUUAAGCAUAAAAAGAAUGAAAUUUUCCUCGAUGUCAUCGAGAAACUGAACUUACUGGUAGCGGCAAACGGACAAGUUUUACAAUCUGAGAUUUUUGGGUCGUUGAAAAUGAAGUCGUUCCUUUCGGGAAUGCCCGAAUGUAAAUUGGGUUUGAACGACAAGUUGCUCGCGGCUGGCGGAGCUGGUGGAUCCAGUCGAGGGGGGAAAGGCGUCGAAAUGGAAGAUAUCAAGUUUCACCAAUGCGUCCGACUCAGUCGUUUCGAGCAGGACAGGACGAUAUCGUUCAUACCACCUGAUGGCGAAUUUGAGCUGAUGAGUUAUCGUUUGAACACUCCAGUGAAGCCUCUGAUUACGGUUGAGGCGGUAGUUGAUCCGAGUCAGUCGGGAAGGCGUCUGGAAGUGAUGAUUAAGGCGAAGAGCCAAUUCAAGAGCAGAUCGAUAGCUAACUCGGUUGAGAUUCACGUUCCUGUGCCCGGGGAUGUCGACACUCCGCAAUGCAAGGCUAGCACAGGUUCGGUGAAAUAUCAUCCGGAGAAGGACUGUGUGAUAUGGUCGAUUAGACAGUUCCCUGGUCAGAAGGAUUACAUUAUGACGUCGAAUUUCGGCCUUCCUAGUGUUUCUAUGGAAGCUGCCAGGUGA